Molecule: messenger RNA, 4654 nt
Organism: Siniperca chuatsi (mandarin fish)
Lineage: Eukaryota; Metazoa; Chordata; Actinopteri; Centrarchiformes; Sinipercidae
Gene: fut9a
Product: fucosyltransferase 9a
Exons: 3
Coding region: 865-1947 (360 amino acids)
Cellular component (GO): membrane
Molecular function (GO): alpha-(1->3)-fucosyltransferase activity
Source: RefSeq, a predicted model, not a curated record
UGUUAUUUGGAUAAACAGUCGACACAGGCCAAGUGAGGGGAAACCUUUUGAGCCGAGCUUCCUCGCAGCAGAAAUGAUUCACCUGUUUAUUCAAAUGAGAACCGUGAACAGAUGAUUGAAGAAGUGUAAUAUGCACUAACACCGAAUCUCAGCAUCCCCCCCAACACACACACACACACGCUGGAACUCCGCCACAGCCUGCAGCUGCAUUGACAGUAAACAGAGCAAGGUAGCGCAUGGGCAGCCAGCAGGGAAUUAUUCCACAUCGCAUCACAUCCCUGAGCAUACAUGGCGUGCUCACAUACCGAGCUAUGAAUUUAGUGUGCACGCUGACGGGGUAGCCGCCAAUGUAUUUUUUUGUGUGUGUGUUUGUUUUUGUUUUUUGCAGCCAUCAUUCUUUGCGUCGGUGUGCAGCAGUGGGGAGGAUUCAGCGCACAUUGCUACAGUAGGUACCAUCAUUUUCUGGAUCAAGACGAUGGAUGUGGGCUCAUCCGGAUCUAUUCCUGCAAAUACGGCGGACGGACGCGAUUUUUUAUUUCAAACGCAUCCACAUCUUCCAUAUGUUGCAAGGUGUCUUUGAAAAGGGUACGGACCUCUGGAGGAAAUGAGAAGAAAGGUCUAUUUUGACUCACGCCUGUCGAGAUGGAGGCAUCAUUAAGAAGACCUGUACAUUCAAGAUCAAGCCCACCUCAUUAGAUCAUUACAGAUCAUUAUUAUUCUACGUAAGAGUAGAGUCUAUGAGCACUGAAUCAUAAAGAAGAUUGAUCUCACUGUCAACCCAAUGUAGGAACUGCUGCCUCCGAUUCCCACAACCUCUACUCUUGCUUGGAUUUCAGCAUUCAGUCAAAUCCACCAGGACAGAGUAUGCCAUCUGCACCUUUUCACAGAAUCCUACGACCCCUUCUGCUCGGCACUUUCAUACUGGGAUGCUUUGUGACUCUGUUUUUGAUGUAUUUUAAACCAUCCACCAGCUGGUUAUCAGGUCCUGUAGAGUCAACAGUAUCCACAGACCGGGUUAAGAACCUCUUUUCCACCAAGAGCGAUAGAAACGUGACCACCGUGCUGAUCUGGCUCUGGCCCUUCGGACAAACCUACGACCUGAGCGUGUGCAGCUCUCUCUUCAACAUCGAUGGCUGUUUCAUCACAGCGGACAGGAACCUCUACAACAAGUCGGAUGGGGUCGUCAUUCAUCACAGAGACAUCUGCACUGACCUGUCCAACCUGCCACCGCUCCAGCGACCAUCCUUCCAGAAGUGGAUAUGGAUGAACUUGGAGUCGCCGUCGCACUCCUCCCAGCUGCCUGGGAUCGAGAACCUGUUCAAUCUGACUCUUAAUUACCGUCAGGAUGCUGACAUUGAAGUGCCUUAUGGGUCCAUCGUAGCAACGGAGGGCGAGGAGGACUUCGUCCCACCCAGCAAAAACAAGCUUAUCUGCUGGAUUGUGAGCAACUGGAACCAGGACCACGUGCGAGUGAAAUACUACAAUGAGUUGUACAAACACAUUGAGGUUCACGCGUAUGGACAAGCCUUUGGGGAAUACAUCUCUGACCAAGACUACUUCCCCACCAUCGCCAGCUGUAAGUUCUACCUGGCUUUUGAGAACUCCAUCCACAAGGACUACAUUACAGAAAAACUGUACAACCCGCUUUCUGUAGGGACAGUGCCAGUUGUUCUCGGCCCGCCCAGGCAGAACUACGAGAACUUUAUCCAGGGGGACGCCUUCAUCCACGUAGACGACUUCACUUCGCCCAAGGAGCUGGCCGAUUACCUGCUGCUCCUGGACAAGAACGAGGAAAUGUACCUCAGGUACUUUGAGUGGCGGCGGCACUUUAAAGUAAAGAAGGCCUAUUUCUGGGCAGAGCACACAUGCCUGGCUUGUGAUUACCUGCGUAGGCACAAGGAGUACAAGGCAUUUAAUAACCUUGACAAGUGGUACUGGGGCGGAUAAUGCUUUGAAGGGCUAUGCAGUGCUUGUUUUGUUGUUGAAGGCAGUGCUUUAAGAUUUUUGUCCUUCAGUUAACAUGAAGGUUCAUUACUGUUCUGUCCAGAGCUCCCGAACGAUGUGUUUUUAUUGGUUCAGUGGCCCAGUGAGACAUCCAUCUUGUUUUUUUAUUUGCAAGCCAGUUUUGCUAAGCCUUACUUUGCCUUUUGUGUUAUUCAUUUAUUUAUUUUUUAUGAAUUACAAAUGCACUACAUUUUUUAUUGUUAUUUCAACCCAUCUUUUGCUUAACAUGACCACAUUUGCUGCUAUUUUUCAUGUUUUUGUUCUAUUAUUAGUGUAAAUUAUUAGUAUGAAUGCUUGAUUGUAUGGAUGUUCCUGUAUAACAGAUAAUAUUCAUGAUGCAAGGUUGUUGUUUUUUUUUUCUUUAAAUAUCACCUUUUCAUUAAGUGGCACACAGAAGAUAUUGGAAUAGUGUUGGCUGCAGAAGGAGACUGACAUGAAAGUGAAAAUAUUUAUGUAAUAUUUAUUCAAGUGAGGCAUUACAUGAUUAAAAACAAUCUCAUCUGUGCUAGUGAUGCAGUCACCUAUGCAGUGUUUACUGAACUCAAAUGUGAAAAUAGUUCAAUUGUGUCAUGUACAUAUUGUGUAUUUUUGGAAUUAUGUAGCUGUCAUUUUCCCCCAUAUUUUUGUAAGUUUGCAUUUGCACUGCUAAUCCAACUGUUACCUAUCUUUACAUAUGUACAGUAAGACAGACGGUCAUCAUAUUAUCUGGUUGUAGAUGGCAUAUGGUGAUCAUUAGCCUGGUAGUCUCCGACAGCAGAUGUGUCUCUGCUCUGUGAGGGGGACGUAACUAUUUUAAUAAUUUUUUGAAUUGUUCAUUGUCACAUGUGAUGUGUCAUGCAGUCAGAUCCCGUGUGGAUGAUGAUAGUACAGAACAGAGCCAUUGUACUGCAAUAUGAAACUCCCACACACUGCAUUAUGCUGCAUUCUGAUUUGAUCUACAAAAGUAUGUCAUUUUUAAUUGAAUACAGUGACAGACGAAAAAGCACAAACUAAACAUAUUACCGAAUCCUUUGAAUAAGCUAUUUUGCUGUGUUAACUGUACUGUCAUCCCACAAUGUGACCUUAAAUAUUUACACUGAUAUUUUAAACUAUUUCAAGCAGAUGUUACCAUGAGAUCAGGUGAGAUCUGCCCACAUGUUUGCACCCCGUUAAGAAAAAUGUGAAAGAUGUGACAUUUUCACAAUUACUGCAAGAUUAUUGUCUUUGAAUCAUCACAUUGCAGUGUUGUUUGGGGAGUUAGAGGUUGCAUGUGAAAGAUAUUUUUCUGUAUUUUUUUUGUUUACUCUCCUGUUUACAGUUGUGUGGCUUGCCAGCCAACCUACUCCACUCAAGAUCACACAUCAGCAUCUGUAGAUUUCACAUCACUUUGAAAUGUUGUCAGAACAGCAAAUCCACUAAACAAUGCAUCUCAACAGCACUCAGCAGCUAUUGACAUGAUGGUUAAGUUUUUACAGAAAGUACUGUGCAAAACCAUGUCAACAUUUUAUGCAAGAUGAGCUGGCGGCUUCUUGGUCAAAGUACUCAAACACGUUUCAGGUUAUUAUCAUUUUGAUAUUUCUUCACUGUCAAAGGGACCAUUGACGUAAAUUAGGAUGAAUUCACUUAUUUUUCUUAUGUAAUAUGGUUCCAAAUGCCAUAGUGAACCCUGUAUAUAAACCUUGUAGUGAACUGAAUCAUCAUCUGGAUCAAACCAGCCCACUAACACAGAUCAUUCCUGCACCAGACUGAGGGAGUGUUUGCAUUUAUGGGGAAAAGAAACAACGUGUUGUAUAUAUUUUUAAUGUUCAAAUCUCUUUAUAACAUGCAAGUGUUGUCAGGCAGUGAAUGUGAUUUCACUGCACCUUUAUAAGUAAUGUUGGUGCUUCAAAACGAUGUGAAUCAAGGCGAAAGGAGAGAGACACUUGAAAAGGAUAACCAGCCUCAGAGACAAUGGUUUUUCAUCAAGGGAGGCAAUUUUACACUUUUUUGGAUUAGGUGGUAAUUCUGUUGGCAUGACCUAAUUGAAAAAAUCGUGCCAAAAUGCAUCAAAGAUAUAGCACUUUUAUUCAUGUGGAGUUGUGUGACUCACUGUGCUGGUGGCUGUCGUAGAUGGAGCUAUUGUGAGUUCAGAAACUGUCAUCCAAGACCUUGGCUGUCCCACAGAUUAACUAUGAAACAGCCACUCAUGGCUUCAUAUUGUACAGUCCAAUCUCAUGUAUGAAAACAAAGGCUUCUUGUCCAAUGUGGUUGGUGACUUUAAGGAACACAUUUUUUUUCUGUGUUGUCAGUCUCUUUCAUCCUCUCUCCCUUUUCUCUUUUUUGCACAAAAAACAAACAUGAGGAUCUGUGGCUUCUCUGUCCCCUGUUUGAGUCUGUGAGUGUGUCACAGCACCAGAGAGUGAAUCAGGAUGUCUCUGGAUACUGUCUGACCUGGCACUGAUUUUGCUGGAGUCCUUAAAAACACUGAAUACUGAGUGAAAUCUUCAUGUGUGGUUGAACAUGAAGAUUUCUCCAGAAAUGCUCAUUUUCUGCCAGUUCGCUGAAAUAAUCAGUGAGUCAAUCAGUACAAGUUUUUUGCCAAAUCAUUGUAUUUUGCCAAAUGUUGUGUUUUAACUGUAGAUGUCUAAUAGUGUCAAAGAAAAUAAAGAUAUGGACAAAUGAGCAAACAUGA